CGUGUAUGAAGAUGAAAUGGGAAUUGGGAUAUCGUUCUCAUUCAGGACGCAUACUCUAUGGCGACGUAAUAAGAACGCGUAAACUGAGAAACGAAGCGCGGUGAAUAGUCAAGUGGACUUUCGUGGGCUAUCUUAGCUGAUAUUGAUUCGUAAUCCUCGUUUAAUUUUCAUUUAGAUUACCCGCGCUCUAGAGUUGAGCGCUCUAGACCGAGAUACUCAGAUCACUAAGUGCAGUGUCGUAAUGACGGAUCCGUGCGUCGCUGCAUAUCAUACGCGAUUCGGCGACUCGUGUGGUGGCUUCUCACGCGUGAACGAAAGGCCUCGCUAAAUAAUGGCGCACCAGAAUGCUAACGAGUAGUUCAGCUGACCAUUGUAUGGCAGACAACAUGGUAGCUCGCAGUGGCCGUGCACCGGGAGGUGAUAUGUUUCCGCAUACGUGAACUGUUACCGGCUGGUGACAGGCGGGCGAGCGGGACGAGGAGGUUUAGGCUACGAUGAGUACUGACAAUCAUGAUCAAACGAAACUCUGCAAAAUAUCCUCCGCGAGGAGUGAGGAAGAGAACGUGUUCGAUGAUAAACGUAUUAAGAAGGAGCACAGUGACACUUGUGUUGAGAAUGGCAAUGUCGCUACCAUCACUUCUGCCACUACCUCUUCAGCUACUGUCACUGCUACUGCUACCGUUGCCGCCACUGCCACCAUCCUCGAGAAACGACACCCGGCCAGCAGAUAUAUUUCGAAUGGUUUUCAUGGUGAUAGCGAACAGUUGGACCUGGUCACGACCAAAUUCACAACUUUUGCUAAUCAUAGCAUCUCUUCUAAGCAGGACAAGAUUCGCAUUAUGAUAGAGGAUGGCAUUAGCGAAGAAUCUAGAGCGCACGUGGAUGAAAUCUUCUCACAGGUGGAACGACUUAAAAUAGAGGAAAAAUUAUUGUUGUACCUGAAACUUCCAUUACUGUUGACAAAUCCAAGUGGAACCCUCGAUCCGUUGAGGCAACCCUUAAAUCCAUUAGGAAAUCGUUAUGAAAUUCAUCAGACCAUCAUGUGGAUUAAGACUCAUUUAGAAGAAGACCCAGAUGUAUCUUUACCGAAGCAAGAAGUAUAUGAUGAAUACAACGUGUAUUGUACAAGAAAUUCUAUGAAGCCGUUAUCGACGGCUGAUUUUGGAAAAGUCAUGAAACAAGUAUAUCCACGAGUGCGUCCUCGAAGAUUGGGCACACGGGGUAACUCUCGUUACUGUUACGCUGGUAUGCGCAAGCGAAUUAAAUUGGAUCCUCCAACACUGCCAAAGAUAUCUGGCUCUCAAACUGAGGAACAUUUAGAGGAAAAUAUUAAUGAGGAAAUGUUAGGUGCUGCAUCUACAUUGAUAAGAGAAUGGGCAGAAAAGGAAUUAGGCACAAAAUUUCCAAGUUUGAGUGCUUUAGCACAGCAUCUUGUUAAUAAUUUUUGUGUCAAUACUCGGUCUUUGGCUGCCGUAUGCAUUCUUUCAGCUUCGAACCAGCAAAAUACUUUAUCUAAUAAAGAGGUAACUUCGGAUCUGUCAACAACGCCUGUAAGUAACAAGACCGCUAAGCUUCGAGAGGCUCAGUUGCAAUUGCAACGCAAGCUUCAGCAACGUGAACAUGUAAGAGAUCAGAAGAAUCGGUGUCCUGAUUCCAUUGUACAGAACAAAGAAAAAACCAUUGAUUGUAAAGUAAAUAUCAGCAAAGGAUGUAAGAAGAUUAAAUCCAAUCAGUCACUUCAAGGUACAAAUACAGCAACAAUGGUCGCACAAAAUUCAUUGACAAAACUAAAUUUAUCUGCUAUAGUCUAUAACCGACAAAAAAAGAUAUCAAAAACUUGCAAUCAACAGCAACAAACUUGCAAUGUCUCCCAAGAGUCUAACUGUGAUAACCUAGUGGUACAAUCGCGCGAUAACAGCCAGAAUAAUAGCAGCCCUAAAAUAACGAUGAGUAUGCAGCGCGAUGUCAAAGGUAAAAGUUCCAGGAAACGUGCCAAUAAUCUAAUUGUAGCACAACAAGAGCCCAGUCCUGAGAAACAGACGAAGCUUAUAGAGGAGAGUCCAGAGCAUUCCAACGCUUUGUUACCUAAAUUAACAUCUAUUCAACGCGCCGGCAAGAUAUCAGUGAUAUUAGCUAGCAAUUCAAAAUCUAUCAAGUGCAAAGCAGUUGAGACUGUGGACAGUCAACUUGCUAAAAACUGUGAUAUUGAUUCGAAGAGUUGUUCCAUUACUAGUAACGUGAUGGAAACAUCGGGCCUUCUUACGAGGGACCAGAUCCGCCUCUUGCAAGAUACACCAGUCUUUAAAGACGGGAAAGUCCGUGACAUUGACACAGAUGCCUUGGAUGAUUAUUUGAAUGGCGGGAACAAUUCGCAAGAACAGGAGGAGGAGUUGUUACAGUAUUUUCAGCAAAGUAGCUCGUCUAGUUCUGAUGUAGAAACUAGCGUCAUUAGUUCCGAUAUUGAACAGAUCUCUCGAUCGGAUAAAGUAUCGCAACUGCGAUUGAUAUUGCAACAGAAUCUAAAAGCACCUGUUAUCGCCACUGAUCUGGCACCCGUAACAGUUGUACGGCAAAGUAUUGGUAUGGAAAAACGGGACCCCGCACAGAAACAUAAUCUCAUACUCCCGACACUUCUAAAUCAUCCUAAUCCAAGUAGUACGCGACGUCGUGUCAGUUUCGAAACAAAUGUCGUCGAGCAUGUUCAAGAGACGGCAACGCCGAGCGUAGCCAACACAGUGCCACAGAGUCCAAAUACGCGACGUAGAAUAUUUAACUUUACUCCAAUUUCACCCGGCCCGCAUUCUCCUAUUAAUGGGCGCGCAUCUAAAUCAAACUCAGCAAACGCAAGUCCUUUCGUAUCUCCGCGUAAUACACCGGUGCCGAGAUCACGCAGUAAUUUGCAAGCCAGCAGUUCCAGAUCACGUGGCCAAAAGACGCUCUCUCGCUCCAUUUCGUGCAGCAUGCCAUAUACCAUUAAGACGACGGAUACCUUCAUCGUUCCGACGUCGAGCGGAACAGAACACUCGCGGCAAGUGUUAACAAUAGCAACGACCAAGUCAUCGGAGGUCAUGUUGAAGGUACCACCAAGCACUGCAUUUCUAGACUUGACGCCUCAGAAACAAUUGCUAAUCAAUUAUCCGAGUCAAGAGAAUCUGCAAGAAAUUAAGAAUAUAUAUCAGAAGAGUCAGUUACCUCCGCCUGACCAGGAGAUCACGGAGCUUCUUCACGCUGGUAGACAUUUGAGUAAUGAGCAAUUCUAUAGAUCGCAAUCAGUGCCGUUGAACAGGAUGGUGAAUCCUGUAUCCUUAAUAUCACCAAUCUCCACGCAGCAAUGUCUGUCAUCGAUACAUAGUCAAAGCUUUAAUCCAUCGACAAACAGUUCCGUUGCGCCUACCCCAGUACCGAGCGAAUACAAUGAUUUUGGUCCUUCCAUCGGACAAGAGAAUACGUAUCUAUUAGAAGAUGCAAACUUUAUGUCGGACGAACAACAGUUUUUGAUGACAGACAAAGGGAUUACAUCCGAGAACAUUAAUAACAUUCUUACGAUCUUGGACGAGGAGGGACAACCAAAUUUGCAAAUAUUGUCUGAACAGACCACGGAAGAAACAUUGAAUAAUGCGAUUGUUCUUGAUGCUUUACCAAAUACCAAUUUAAAUCUGUCGGAGGAAGAUAUAUUGGAUCCAUCGAGCAUCCUCGCCGAUGCCGGAGGAGCAUUACAGAAAAUUAUGCAGUCGCGAUCGUAUCCGAAUACACCAUUGCCAGCCCCGGUAUCUACAUACACGCCCUACACAGAGGACAGCAAUGGCUCUAGAUCUUAUCCGUCAACGCCUCUGCAUACAAUGCAAUCCCAAGAAAUAUAUCAGGAUUCAGGCGAACCGAUAUUAUCCAGUCCUAUCCUUAAUUCUCUCAGUUUACGAGACGAAGCAACGAAUGCCACUAUGACCGGUACCACGCCCAACAAUGUUGACGUUGCUGCCACUUCUUCCAAUCUCUGCAGAAACGUUGCCGAUCUUCUCGAGGCCAGUUUUCUUGGAGAAACUGACACGGAGACAGAUGACCUGGAUCCUCUCGGUAAUUUUGACGGCCUUCAAGAUAUGGAUUCGUUGACGCCAUUAUUCAACGAAGUCACAGAUCCUAAUCGCUGAGCUAUCUUUUUGGUUUAUUAUAAUUUUGUAUUUGUACAGGGAGAGGUGUGAUAAAAUAUAGACUGUUUGGGUCCGGUGGUUCUCAAUCGUAUUGUCUCAGACCAUUUUAGAAUAAAUAAGGCGGUUAGAAGCAAGAUGUAUAAGUGAAUUUUAAUAAGAAUUAAGAUAUUAUUUAAUUUUAAGAUAUAGAAUACUUUGAAAUCUUGCGUAUUGUAAUGUAAUUUGAUUAUACAAUUUCAAAUAUUUUAAUUAUUUUUUAUUACAAAUUGUAUAUAUAGAUUUCUUAUAGAUAAUAUCAUUUCAGCUUAUAGUAAAUUAUAUUUUGACAUGCAAUUUACUAUUUAGGCUGUAUCGACGACUGUUUAAUCUUCAUCCCAAUAAAAAUAGUGUUGAAAUAAUAAUGUCUUAGAUUCUGAAAAAAUUGCGAAAUUUUCAAGAUACAUGUUUUUAAAUUAUGAAAGAUUAUACACCGUUAAGUAUAUGAUAUAUAUCAUUAAAAAGGAUGUUUUUUCUACGGAA
Monomorium pharaonis (pharaoh ant) is the source of this 4664-nucleotide messenger RNA. RefSeq lists its product as uncharacterized. Bases 495 to 4145 code for a protein of 1216 amino acids. NCBI's taxonomy places the organism in Eukaryota, Metazoa, Arthropoda, Insecta, Hymenoptera, Formicidae. Gene Ontology annotation, biological process: regulation of transcription by RNA polymerase II. The transcript is spliced from 7 exons. Gene Ontology annotation, molecular function: RNA polymerase II cis-regulatory region sequence-specific DNA binding; DNA-binding transcription factor activity, RNA polymerase II-specific. The record is from RefSeq and is a predicted model, not a curated record.